AUGGAAAUUCUCUCGACCCUCAAAGUAAUUCUCGAAUCAAGAACCUAUUCAAUCCACAAUUUCCAAUCAUUUGGGUACCAAAAGCUUUAUCAGUAUUUAUUAUUCAGAUCAAUUGCAGAAUUUCUUGAAGAUUCCAGCCCAUCAUUCCAAUUGAAAUGUCCAUAUUUAAAUGACUGGGUUCUGAUCAAUGAUGAGGACACACUGAAUACUUAUAUAAAGCACAGUGUUUCACCCUUAGUUUAUGUGGUUUAUCCUGGUAUUUUCUAAUUAGAUGCCCCUUGUGUGAUUAGGAUUGAGACUUAUAAUUUAGCAAUUUUCGGGAUGCAUGCGAAUUGGGAUCAAAGAGUCCAUAUGAUUGCACAGCAAAUAAAGCAAAUCAGUCCAGACAUAUUAGGGCUGCAGGAAGCCAAAUAUGAUCCUUUUUAUGGGCUGAGCAAGAGUGAAAGAGCAUUAGUAGAAGAAAAUGAAAAAAUAAGAUUUGAAAGACAUAUGAUGAAUGAUUUAAUGGCACUGCUGCCUGAGUAUCCUUAUUCGUAUUGAUGUGAUUCAAUGCAUUAUGGAGACGGCUCUAUUGAAGGAAUUUCUAUUGUAUCGCGUUUUCCUAUUAUUGAUAUUAAAGCAACCAAGCUUUCUUCUGCUAAUGAUGAUGGAAACCAAAGAUCGUGCGUAAGAGGAACGAUAAAUCACCCUAAAAAAAGAAUUUUCUUUUAUAAUACACAUGUCACUUAUGGCACUAAUGGACAAAAUACUCAAGCAGCUGAAAUUCUCCAGUUUAUGGACUCUGAAAAAGAUAGGCAAAUCCCUCAAAUUUUGGUAGGCGACAUGAACUUGUACCAGCAUUAUCAGUCGCCAGCCCACAUUUUUGAAGGGAAAUUGAACGCGUCAAGUCCUCCUACAAAGCUAAAAGACGCAUGAAGCAUUGUGAGAGGAAACGAAGAAGGCUUCACACAUCCCAGCUGGAAUCCCCAGGACCGGCUUGAUAGGAUUUAUUAUAGGAACCUUGAAGACCCUUUUAUCUGCGAAAUUUCAGGCUACGCCGAAAGCCCCACCGUAUGGCCUUCUGACCAUUGCACUUUAUAUGCUGAUUUUAUUAUUUCAAUUUAA
Molecule: messenger RNA, 1104 nt
Organism: Blepharisma stoltei
Lineage: Eukaryota; Ciliophora; Heterotrichea; Heterotrichida; Blepharismidae
Source: the annotation of a GenBank genome assembly